AUGCUUCCGGCAGAAUCUCUGGUCCGAUUAAGGCUGGCAUGCAAGCAGUUGAAAGCUCUAAUCAAAGAGGAUAAAUUUGUCUACGACCACCUUGAUCGCUCCAAGGUAAGAUUCCUAAGAACUGAUCAGACGGAGCAAAUCGUAUAUCCGGAGAGCAAAAUACGUUCAGACUCACUGCUCAUGUUGUGUAUGUGGAGCACGCAGAAAUCAUCAUUCGCCAAGCUCUCCUUUUGGAAUCCCCUAACAAGGAAUAUCAACUUCGUCGAGCCUAGUACCACUCAACGACAGUUCAGGGUCCUUAGCGAGCCUCCUCGACGUGAUUACAAGAUCUUGAAGUUUUCAUCAGUUGAACACAAUGUUGGAGCCGUUGAGAUAUACGAGUUCAACUCGUAG
This is a messenger RNA of Eruca vesicaria subsp. sativa (arugula), 393 nucleotides long. The record is from the annotation of a GenBank genome assembly. NCBI's taxonomy places the organism in Eukaryota, Viridiplantae, Streptophyta, Magnoliopsida, Brassicales, Brassicaceae.